UUUUGGGCCACACAUUUUAUUUUUCCAUGUAUUCUGCAUCAGAUAACAUUAUGGAUGCUUUGAAAGUGGUUCAUCGAUUAUCUUUUGAAGCCGUUGCCAAUGCCUAUGUUUCAGUGGAUACGUUCUUUUUACUGAGCGGCUUGUUGGUAUCCUACUUAUGCCUGAAGCGAUUUGAUAAGUACGAUGGAUCAUCCUUUCUCCGCUACUUUAGCAAGAAGUUCAUGCCCCAAUACUAUUUGCACAGAUUCUUGAGGCUUACUCCUAGCUACAUGUAUGUCAUUCUGUUCUUCAUUUUCAUCUUUCCAUUUUGCGGAGAUGGACCUCUUUGGUUUGAAAAGUCGAAAGGAAUGGAAAUACAAAAUUGUAAAAAGCACUGGUGGACCAAUUUGCUGUAUAUUAACAAUUUCUACCCAACCAGCAUGGGUAAUGAGGUAGUUGCAGUUUUUUACUUGAAUUGCAACAAAACAUAUUUAGUUCAUGAAAAUCUUUUCUUGUAGGUAAGGGUUGGUGGUUACCAUUUGGUUUGUUUUGAGAUUGUUGCUCAGAUAGCCUCCAACUCAGACAGCCUAUCUACUGCUUUCUUACUCAGACAGAUUGACUUUGAGAUUUCACUGCUUCUUUUCU
Messenger RNA from Rhopilema esculentum, 624 nucleotides. Lineage: Eukaryota; Metazoa; Cnidaria; Scyphozoa; Rhizostomeae; Rhizostomatidae. The record is from RefSeq and is a predicted model, not a curated record.